Messenger RNA from Fusarium graminearum PH-1, 1587 nucleotides. RefSeq lists its product as uncharacterized. NCBI's taxonomy places the organism in Eukaryota, Fungi, Ascomycota, Sordariomycetes, Hypocreales, Nectriaceae. The record is from RefSeq and is a predicted model, not a curated record. Bases 1 to 1587 code for a protein of 528 amino acids. The transcript has a single exon.
AUGCUCUACUCUAGGGUACGACCACUGGCUUUGAGAGUACUAUACCUGGCGACUCUCCAAUCAAACACCAUCAAGUCAUGCCAUGCUCAAGGGACAAGCAUAUCUCAAUUCACCCACUCAAUUCCCUCAUUCAAGUUCUACUCCAACUUCACAUCGCCCCUACCCCCAGCCUACACGACUAUCAAAGUCACACAACGAAGCGACGUCGAGAGACUGUACCCUCUCCUCUUGUCGUAUAUCACUGAGCCAAGCAAGGCAAAUUCACUACGUGAGGUCAUCGUUGACACAAAUACUUGGCCAAACUUCUACUCCUGCUUCUACGACGAGGGCGACGAUCCGGGCCCGCGCCAAGACAGUGGCGAAGAACUAAACAAAAAGCGGCCCAAUCGUCAAAUAGACCAGGAUGCCCAUUCAGCUCUUGAAAGGCACGUUACAUCUCUUGGUCUUGGUGAUCAAUUAACGGAAAAGAUCGUUCAAGCUUUGACAUGGAAGAAGAAACAUUGGUCGGGCCAAGUUCCAGACAAGGCAAAGGACUUUGACGAUAACGAGAGAGAGUUUGCUACUGUUGCGCUCAUAAUUGUCUUUUCUCUUUGUGAGAAAAUAUCUGUGUUGCGUAUAGCUGAUUUCCCUGCACUCAUUCAAGAGUAUUUGCUCAAAAACAACUAUGGACAACUCAAACGGACUGCCUUGCAGCAGCUCAAGACUGUUGAGUUCAUCAAGGAAUCUCCCUUGGAUACCAGAGUGUACGAGAUCGUGGAGUAUCUCGAAUACAUCAGGCACUUUGGCAAACUGCCAGCCAUAGAAAACCUGACUAUGGAAGGCGUCAUGGAAAGCGAAGUCAAUGCUCUAGUCUCGCCCGGCACUUCCAAUAUCAAAAACAUUCACCUCAGUCACUGCGAGAUUUCCGGCUCAACAUUAAGCAAGAUGAUCCGUUCAUCCAAAGGGCUUGAGGGAUUCCGAGUUUCCCACGGUGGCUUGUGGCACAUGGACAUAGGUGCUUGGAACAUCCGGCCUCAGACGGUGGGAAAGAGUCUGCUGCAACAUCGAGACAGCUUGAAAGUGCUGGAUCUUGAUAUCGCAGACUUCGAUUUCACAGAAGUCCAAUCUUGGGAAAACAGUAGGUUUGAGGACCUUGUGGAGAAUGGUGAUGAAUAUUUCGAGCUCGACCGAAAAUCAAGCACGCUUCCAUUCUGGCAAGAGGACAUACCGGAUGAUCGACCCUAUAGCCUGACGAUCGGUCCUCUACACGAUUUCAACGCCAUGACGCACCUCAGUAUUGGUCUGAACGCUCUAUUUGGCCCAGCAUACAGACGAACAGAACCUCCGUUCCGACUUGUAGAUGGUUUGCCUCCCAAUCUGGAGUAUUUAUGCCUCUAUGGUUAUGUCAGGGGGGAGUGCGAGGAGAUUGACAGCCAUGUCAAUGAACUUUUAGAACACAAGGGAAAGCGCCUUCCCCGUCUGACAAAUAUUCAGGGCGUCGAUGAGACAGUACAAGGAGUUUCUGAUCUGUAUGCCGACGACAAUUCCCAAAUGGAAGACAGCCUGUGGCAGUGGCCAGAGAAGAAGUUGGAGUGGGUUGAAGCAUAG